Molecule: messenger RNA, 1605 nt
Organism: Haemonchus placei
Lineage: Eukaryota; Metazoa; Nematoda; Chromadorea; Rhabditida; Trichostrongylidae
Source: the annotation of a GenBank genome assembly
AGACUUCGGCUUCAUAGAUUAAAUGUUCAGGACUAUCAUCUUUCCCCGAUGGCUUCUCAGAUUAUGGCUGGAUCCCGAAGUUUGCAACUUGAGUUUUCAAAUGUUCAUUCAGUAGCGAUUCCGACCAAGGAUGCUGCGCAAUACUCGAAAACAACUCAAACAGAUGAUGACCGUGUAUCUAUGGGAGAAUUCAGUACAGGUAGUCAAGAGUUCGACUAUGACGAUGAUAUGCUUCCGAUGGACGGAGGUGGAUUUAGGGGUAAUCGGGUACAUUCUCAUGAUGUCGAUUCGCCAAUGACUGACGAUUUGGCCGGUAUACUGCCAAAUAUUCCAGGGUUUAAUUUUGCCAAACAUAAAGAAGAGGUGUGUUUUCUACGAGUUGAUAUUUUCAUUGAUUAUGCGCGAGAUGGUCAUGGCGAAGUAAUUGCGUCCAGUGACCGACUUGUACUCUCAAGAGUAUUUUCUGACCCAAAAUGGUCUCAAAACAGAGCUGUGACGGGGAUCGCUUUCUCAGAGCAACAUCCCGAAUUGGUCGCAGUGUCAUACGACUUCGACAUUCCUUCUGAACCUCCUGGUGUUGUGCUGAUAUGGAAUACAAAGUUCAAAAAAGAUUCUCCAGAAUAUGUUUUCCAUUGCCAAUCGCGAUUAGCGUCCGUUGCAUUGGCACGUUUUCAUGCACAUCUCAUCAUGGCUGGCUGUUAUUCUGGCCAGAUCUGCAUGUGGGAUAAUCGAGUUGCUAACAAGAAAACUCCUAUUCAUAAGAGUCCUCUUUCGACCUCUGCACAUACACAUCCGGUGUACGCCUUGGAGGUCAUUGGCACCCACAACGCACAUAAUUUGGUAUCCAUAAGUACGGACGGAAAGAUGUGCAGCUGGAACGUUGAUAACCUGACCCAGCCUGUUGAUGGUAAAGAGUUGCUAUCAAGACAAGGAAAUCUACCUUUCUUACCUAUGAAGCAUUUUAAGUUUGGAAAGGUUCCGGAAAUUUCUUUUUAUUCACUUCUCAUUGCAUUUCAUACCCCUCCAGGUCAUGGCGCUCCUGUGUGCGGUAUAGCCUUCCAUCGAGCUACGGGUCCAGUAGAUCUUUCACACCUUUUCCUUACAUCGAGCUCUGACUGGACGGUAAAAUUAUGGAGUACAAAGGAUCCAAAAUUGCGGUUCUCUUUCGAAUCACACAACGAUUAUGUUUUCGAUGUCGCCUGGUCACCAGUGCAUCCUGCCGUGUUUACUUCAAUCGAUGCUGAAGGCAAUCUAUUCCUUUGGAAUCUCAAUGAGGACAUAGAAGGUCCAGUUGCACGAAUGAACAUCGCGCAAGAGGGAUUCUUGAAGAAAAUCGCAUGGGCUGAGAAUGGGCAACAUUUGUGCGUAGGAGACGAUCAGGGUAAUUUGCAGCUAUUUGAUGUACAUGAAAGCAUGUAUGUGCUGAGGAGCGAAGAAUGGACGCGAUUUGCUCGGGUUCUGGCCGAUAUGAAGCAAGCAAAUGAGGAAGCUGACGAAAUGUCUGAAGUGAUGUCUCGUCUUUCCGAUGGCAUAGGAGGAAUAGGUGGUGGAAGUACAGUAGCCAGUUUGGCUGGUGUAAACGUCUCUCCUCGGCAGAACUGGUAG